Molecule: messenger RNA, 1809 nt
Organism: Argentina anserina (silverweed cinquefoil)
Lineage: Eukaryota; Viridiplantae; Streptophyta; Magnoliopsida; Rosales; Rosaceae
Product: U-box domain-containing protein 4
Exons: 2
Coding region: 116-1159 (347 amino acids)
Molecular function (GO): protein binding
Source: RefSeq, a predicted model, not a curated record
CUGAACCCCCCAAUAGCCUUUUUCAGCCUUCACUCUCACUAUCACACCCUAAACAGAAUCCCCCCGCUUUCUGAUAUCCGAAUACGAAUUUUGUUAUUCAGCGAAAAUUUCGGUUAUGGCAGCUGAAAAUCCAACGAAUUUCAGUUACAUGGGGCUGAAUUUCAGUGACCUCAGUAUCGGCGACAGCUCCUCUGCUUUCAGUGAUUGCAACAGUGACAGAUCCGGCGAGUUCCAAACGGCGUCGUCUCAGAGCCGCCGCUUUCUGAUUGCCUGCGCUUCCGAUAACUCCGACGAUCAGAUACGUCAGCUCGUCGGCGUCCUCGAGUCCGAUUCGAUUGACGAGCAGAAGCAAGCGGCGAUGGAGAUCAGGCUCCUCGCCAAGAACACGUCGGAAAACCGCAUCAAAAUCGCCAAGUCCGGCGCGAUUAGGCCGUUGAUUUCGCUCUUGUCGUCCUCCGAUCUCCAGCUGCAAGAGUACGGUGUCACGGCGAUACUGAACCUCUCGCUCUGCGAUGAGAACAAGGAGCUCAUAGCGUCCUCCGGCGCGAUCAAGCCUCUGGUCCGAGCGCUCAAGACGGGGAAUCCGACGGCGAAGGAGAACGCCGCGUGCGCUCUGCUGCGUUUGUCUCAGAUAGAGGAGAAUAAAGUCGCAAUCGGACGGUCGGGAGCUCUGCCGCUGCUGGUGAAUCUUCUAGAGAACGGCGGAAUUCGCGGCAAGAAGGACGCGUCGACGGCGCUGUACUCGCUCUGUUCUGUUAAAGAGAACAAAAUCAGAGCCGUCCAGGCUGGUAUCAUGAAGCCGUUGGUGGAAUUGAUGGCGGAUUUCGAGUCAAACAUGGUGGACAAGUCAGCGUACGUGAUGAGCGUGCUGGUUUCGGUGCCGGAGGCUCGGACGGCGCUGGUGGAGGAAGGCGGGAUUCCGGUGCUGGUGGAGAUCGUGGAGGUUGGGUCGCAGAGGCAGAAGGAGAUAUCGGUGGCGAUACUGCUUCAGCUUUGCGAGAAUAACGCGGUCCACCGUAACAUGGUGGCCCGCGAAGGAGCGAUACCUCCCCUGGUGGCUUUGUCUCAGUCCGGCACCAAUCGCGCCAAGCAAAAGGCGGAGACAUUGACAGAGCUUCUACGGCAACCGAGAUCCGGCAAAGUCGCUGCACGAGCCUGAAGAUGAUUGUGCUAGUGUAAAUUCCCAUUUCGCCCCUCAUGGCCCCUAUUGCCGUGCCCAUAGCCCCAUACCAUCUGUAGGAUUUGUACUCACACACAAAAAGGAAAAUACGAGAAGAAGAAACAACCGAAAACUUGUAAAUAUCUUUGUGGCGGGAGCAUGUUGUAUGAUAUGUGAUGAAGCAUUGGAAGUGAGCUUAAGAGUUUGGUUUUCCCUUUUGGCUAUUAUCGUUUGUUUAAGAGUGAUGUGUCCCUUAGCCUAACCACUAAGGCUUUUGCAGUGGUUUACUUAGUGUGUUGUUUAUCUUUGUAAGUCUUCGAGUAAAGUGUGCUGAUAUUUGCUGAUUCGAAAUGAGGAGCUAGGAGACCAUAGAAGAUAAUGGAAAGUCUGCUAAUGGGGUAGUCAGUAGUGGCUCUCAUUCUUCGUUUAAAACGAAUUAGAAGAAGAAAGGUGAGUGUUACCUACCAACAAACAAAGAAAGAAGAAAAAGAUUAGAAUCAAGUGGAUGAAAAAGCGGUAUGGGGGAGACUCUGGAAGGUGGCCGGUGCGUGUUUUUGGUUUGGAAAAAUAAAAAAUCAGUGUUGUUAUUCAAAGUCCACGAGCUUCGCGUACAUGAAAUGUUAUGAUUUUUUUUCUCUUUUUGAAUGUAA